GGUGAGUCAAAAAUAUAGAACAGCAGGCGGGUGAGCCGUCAUUGCUUGCAACGAGAAUAUUUAAAUUGUCCAUUUUUUUACAAAUUUUUUCUGCAGUAAAUUAAAGAGUAAGAAAACUAAAUGAUUGAGGUUACUGCUCGCUUAAGUCAGGGGGUUUACCUCGCUGGGGAGACCGUAGAGGUAGGAAUUACCGUGAGAAACCCAUCCCCUCCACCAGACGCCAAAAGUCAAUGGAAUGACUUGGAGGAGGUUUUGGCCUGGGCAAGUGCUCAGGUCCAUUGCCAGUGCUGGGUGUCACCGUCCAAAGUCCAGGUCCCUGUGCAGCACACGGGAGCUCUCAGCGCAGAGACGGCCGUCACCAACAGCCUGACCUCAUUCGCCCCGUGUCGUGUCACGGAUUAUGCCACACCUGGACCUUCUGGGGGCAGUGGGGGCGGAUCCUCUCAUCAGGGUCAGUUGACGAGCAGCAAUGGGUCGUCGGCUGUUAGCGGGGGUGGUGGCAGGGUCGUUCUCGCCACGAAACCUGUCAUCCUCUUCUGCGAUUUGAGACUUCUUCCUGGUGAAAGCAAGACGUAUUGGUAUCGUGAAGUCCUACCAGUGGAUGGUCCCCCAUCGUUUCGGGGUCAGACGGUCAAGUAUGCCUAUAAACUGACUGUGGGUACUCAGAGAGUUAAUGCUCCAAUUAAGCUGCUGAGAGUUCCAAUACGAGUUCUAGUUUUGCAAGAAUUUACGGAUUCUUCCAUUUUAAACGGAAGUGAAGAUAUCACCCAGCCAGCCAAUCCGUUUUUAUCAGAUCAAGAAAAGGAAACCCCAUUGGAUUCUGCAUUACAAGUUUUACAAGUCGUCACUUCACAAAAGAACCAAAAGUUUUACAACGUGACAAAUGCUCGUGGGCAUGUCGUAAAGUUUUGUGCAUUCAAACAUGCCUAUAAACUUGGCGAAGAUAUUGUCGGAUCAUUAGACUUUUCUGGAUGCAAUGUUCCUUGCCUCCAGUUUGCUGUGACUCUACAAAGUGUGGAAGAAAUUACUCCAGAGUGUAGAAAAAUUGAGGGGCAAAAACCUGCCGUUAGUGCUUUCUCUAAAUUUCAUGAAAUGUGUGUCGGGUAUCAACAAUCGCAUUUUGUUUUACCACUUCCCUUACAUAUUACUCCUAGCUUUUACACCGACCUUGUCACAUUAAAGUGGCGAUUGCACUUUGAGUUCGUUACAAGCAUUGAAGAUGAAAUGCUGAUGAAACCUGUUGAAAAACCAAAGAAAGGGGAUCUGGAUGGACAAGUUUGGCAAGGUCCAACGAAUGUAAAAAUCGAAACGAUGGUAUGGGAUCUUCCGAUUAAAAUUUAUGCAAAUCUUCCUACUUAUAUUUCUCAAGGCUUGCAAACCCAAAAUUGCUUCGAUAUGAAAAUAAGCAACACUAUAUCGUUUACAUAGGUGUAAUAAAUAUGAUAAAUGUGCAAUAUUAAAUUAAUAAACAGAGUUGAUUUACAUAAGCAAUAA
This is a messenger RNA of Folsomia candida, 1494 nucleotides long. Its product is annotated as RAB6A-GEF complex partner protein 2. Gene Ontology annotation, biological process: retrograde transport, endosome to Golgi. Gene Ontology annotation, cellular component: Ric1-Rgp1 guanyl-nucleotide exchange factor complex; Golgi membrane. The coding region runs from base 121 to 1428 and encodes 435 amino acids. The record is from RefSeq and is a predicted model, not a curated record. The transcript is spliced from 3 exons. Lineage: Eukaryota; Metazoa; Arthropoda; Collembola; Entomobryomorpha; Isotomidae.